UAUUCACAUAAACGCCAUUUUAAGGCAAAUAAACUACAGCAUUGUAUAUUGGGUUGCCUAAAACUGGCGUCCUGAUGAAUUUUCGACACGUCAACCACUUGACACAUGCGCACUCCUCAUAAACCGUACGUGUCAUUUAGUAAUGUGCCGGUGAUUUGUUUUUAAGGGAAAUAAUGUCCAAAAUAUCUCUAUUAGCGGUUUUUAUUGUAAGCAUAAUAACCUUAGAAUGCUCCCAAGCAAGUGUGGGAGGUUACUUUUCUGAAAACGAUGCAAAAAAAUUCACUGAUAUCUUGAAUAACGGGCUUAAACAGCAGGAAGAUGUAACGAAUUAUUAUCACGCCGCCAGGGGGCUUAGUCUGCUGAAAAAACCCAUUGAUGUGGCUUUAUCGAAAAACGCUUGCAGCUUUUUGCAGAAGUCUUUUAAGGAGGGUACCCCCGAGGCGACUUUUAAGGUCUUAAAUGCUUGGAUUUUGUUGAAGUGCGGCGGGAAGUUGCACAAUGAAGCCCAAGUAAAGAACAUUAAGGCUGUAUUGGAGGAUAAGGCUUCCAGUACUGAGUCGGUUCGUUAUGCUCUUGAAGUGUUGGCAACUAUUGGUGAAUCUGUACCUAAUGCCGGCAAAAUUGCCAAAAAUAUCCAGGACAAACUGAGGGAAGAUGAUAGUUUGCCAAGUUUAGGUCAUGCUUUACAUGCUGGUGUUUUAUUGGGUAAUGAAGGUAAAUUUGUGGCUGAUAGGAUUCAAGAAAUCGUCGUGCAAGCUGAUGAGAUUGAUGGUAAAUUGUUGCAAUGGGAAGGCGGAUUGACCACCACCUCCCUAAUCAUCACAGGUUUAAUGCGUAAUUCGGCUGCCGGACAACAUUUGAAUCAAAAACAAGUGGACAAACUAGCGAAUUACUUGCUAUCGAGAAAAACCGUGCCCUCGCCCAAGGGAGUAUGGGCUCUUCUGGAAGCGGCCGAGGCCCUCAACUCUUACGCCUUGUUCCCGGUCUGCAUAACAAUCGACGGCGAACCGUUCGUGACGGCGGAAAAACCCGACCUAAAGAUACGCGUGUCGAAUUUGUUCGGUGGGGCCGUCAGAAGCAAAACCUCCGUAACCCCCGUGGUGGCGCAGUCGGCCACCAGGAUUUCCGACGACGUCGUUGUUCUAUCGAAACAAAGUUUAAACCCCGGCACCACGCAAACAGAAUUUAUCUUGCCCUUGAAGUUGACCCCCGGCCACUACAGAAUCCAGCUGACGGCCGGAAGCAACACGCAGUCCGUUGAAAGUAGAGUAUUGGGACCCAUCGCAGUGCAAAGUCUCGAAAUAGGGUUGAUGGACGCCGACGGUAGCUCCGCCCCCAAACUCAACAAACUGCAACAUCCGCAAAAACUAACCUCAAUUUUGCAAGGCGACUCCAGCCAGCAUUUGGUGGUCAAAUUCACUUUAUCCCGCAGCGUGCACCAAGCUUUCAUCAGAUUAUCGUCACAGAACAAAGAGAUAAUCUUCGUCGGCGAGGAGGAAGCCGGUAAGUUGUACAAAGUGGAGAUCAACUUGGGCAACGAGCUCUCGCAAUCGGGCGACUUCGACAUCGAGUUGAUCCUGGGGGAUUCCCUGGCCACCAACUCCAUCAGAUGGAACCUGGGGGUUAUAUCGGUAUCCCUCCCGUCGGCAUCGCUUUCCGCCAAAACCGCCAGAGGCCCCAAACCCGAGAUAAACCACCUGUUCAGAGUCGCCGACAAACGCCCUGCAGAAGUGGUCUCUCUUCUAUUCACCGCUCUAACUUUGUCGCCAAUUCUACUACUGCUGAUUCUUUGGGCCAGAAUUGGAGUCAACAUGGGCAACUUCUCAGUUCUAGCCGUUCCGUUUCAUUUGGGUUUCGGCGGUAUCUUGGCGCUCUUCACUUUGUUCUGGUUGAAGUUGAACAUGUUUACCACGUGCGCUUGGUUGAUUCCCAUCGGCGGUUUCACGCUGUUCUUCGGUCACAAGUUGUUGAGCAGCAUUGCCAGCGGCAAAAAACCAGAGAAGGCUGAUAAAUAAGUUUUUGUUGAUCGUUUUGUUUUCAUUUGUGUGUGAUUUUCGACAUCCAACACCUCACCUCUAUUGUAUGUAUGAACUAGUAAAUACAUGUGAUUUUUGUAAUAAAUUAUUAUUAAAA
Messenger RNA from Brassicogethes aeneus, 2133 nucleotides. Lineage: Eukaryota; Metazoa; Arthropoda; Insecta; Coleoptera; Nitidulidae. The record is from the annotation of a GenBank genome assembly.